This is a messenger RNA of Carcharodon carcharias (great white shark), 426 nucleotides long. RefSeq names its product ly6/PLAUR domain-containing protein 1-like. NCBI's taxonomy places the organism in Eukaryota, Metazoa, Chordata, Chondrichthyes, Lamniformes, Lamnidae. The transcript is spliced from 3 exons. Gene Ontology annotation, biological process: acetylcholine receptor signaling pathway. Gene Ontology annotation, molecular function: acetylcholine receptor inhibitor activity. Bases 7 to 426 code for a protein of 139 amino acids. The record is from RefSeq and is a predicted model, not a curated record.
AGCAGAAUGGAUCUCUUCAUUUACACAACUUUCUGCGGAUUUUUAGCGUCUACAGGGCUGGGCUUUCAAAUCCAGUGUUACCAGUGUGAAGAAUUCCGCUUGAACGAUGAUUGUUCAUCUCCGGAGUUUAUAGCAAACUGUACAGUCAACGUGCAGGACAUGUGCCUGAAAGAAGUGAUUGUCAAAAGCGACGGUGUUAUGUAUCGGAAGUCUUGUGCUGCGUCUACAUCUUGCCUCAUUACAUCUGCAGGCUAUCAGUCAUUUUGUUCCCCAGGAAAACUGGGAUCCGUGUGCAUCAGCUGUUGUAACACUCCACUCUGUAAUGGACCCCGCCCCAGAAGGAGAGGAAGCUCAGCAAUGUCAUCAAGAGCAAGCCUAAAACUCUUAGCUGCUGUUGGAAUACUCACAUCACUUCUUCCAACAUAA